AUGGCGCUGCGGCAUGACGCGAUGGAACCUAACUUCUUACCAGCGGACCCACCGCCGCUGUCCGAUAUCCAAUACCAACCACGCAGCGAUCUAGCCACGGAAUACUUCAAUACGUUCAACCAGAUAUGCGAGAACUACCGGCCGGAGUCUGAGGCCAACCUCCGGCAGACGUCGGACUCGUUGCGUCUGACUACGCAGAUCCUGGAUGGUGGUCACGGUGAAUUUAUUAGUACGGACUUUUUGAACGAUAAAGCCAAGCAAUCACGGACCGAGUACGUGUCGGACUUUGGUACGGAAAAGUUUUUAAGUGGGAAAGAUGAACACAUAUUCCAAUUCGGACAGCCCGACGCUUCGGCUCUGUUGAGGCAGAGAGCCAGGCGGAGAUAUAACGAGGAGCAUGGACUGCAGGUGCCUCCGGCCACAAGUCAGGAGAGUGGGUACGGCAGCGAUGAGUUCGGGCACGACUCACCCAGCCGGUACGCGUCGCCGAAAGGCGCGGGCGCUGGGGCGUCGUACCAGGAGCCGUACUACGCGGGCGGCGAGUGGGGCGCUGGCUACUACCAGCCUCCUCCCCCCUACCAGCACGACCCCUAUGCCACCUCGCCAGGCAUAGCGGGCACAGGUGGUGGCGAGGCGGGGGGGGCGGGGCCGGCGGGGGGCGCGGAGCUGCCCCUGCCGCCCAUGUCCUCGUUCCGAGCCGCCGCGCCCGUGCAUUCGCCCACAGACACUAUGCUGCUGACCAAGCCGCCGCUACAACCGAUGUACGGCGGUGCGGCCACGAGCGGAGCGGGAGCGGGAGCUGGAGCGGAGGCGGGCAGCCUGUCGUCGUACGGCUCGUCGCCCUCCACGCCGGUGCACUCGCCGCCGCCGCUGCACGCACGCCUCUACCCGCUCAAACACUCACCCCACCAUCCCCACCACAUGCACCACCAUAAUGGACAGCAAGCCGCGGGGUGGGCGGGUGUGUCCUCGCCGCCUGGUGCAGGCGUGGGAUCCGUAGGCUCCGUGGGCUCGGUGAGCGCCGUGGGCAGCGUGGCCAGCGUUGGGCCCGUGGGGUCCGUCGGACCCGUGGGCGCCGUCGGAACAGUAGCCAACGUCCUACCCAAUGGGCACCAGCAUCACGUCGCCGUCUUCCCGCACAAUGUAAUGGGCGCGCCGGCCGAGCAGCGCCAACUCGACGAGGCCAUGGUGUUCCUGCGGGACCACUCCGACAUCGUUGGCGCGAGAAUGGAAGAGAGACUGGAUGAUGCCAUCAAUGUGCUUCGUAACCAUGCCGAGGCGCCCGAAUUAUAUCCCCACGAUGUACACCAUCAACCGCCUACAGCAGGUCGAUUAGGUCCAUUGGGACACGCGCCUCCCGAACCUCCCGUCAAGUUGGAACGCCACCUGCUUCCAAAUACAAAGAAACGCAAGGAGCCGCCCGAUUCCUUAGAAGCGAAGCCGUCGUCCUCGGCGGCGCCGGACCUGCCCGCCAAGCCGCCCGCCAAUAAGCGUUCACGCAGAUAUGGUUGUGUGGCGCGCAGCUGUUCGUCGGCCGACGAGGAGGACGUGGACCCCGACACCAAGGCCGCGCGCGAGAGAGAGCGCCGCCAGGCCAACAACGUGCGGGAGAGUCUAAAGAUGGCAUUUGACGAUAGUUGCUCGUCGGCGGAUGAGGGGGACGAUGAAACGGACCCCCAGGCGAAAGCUCUAAGAGAGAAAGAAAGGCGGCAAGCUAACAACGCACGAGAAAGGAUAAGGAUAAGAGACAUAAAUGAAGCGUUAAAAGAAUUAGGUAGGAUGUGUAUGACGCAUCUGAAGAGCGACAAGCCACAAACGAAGCUCGGUAUCUUAAAUAUGGCUGUAGAGGUCAUCAUGACUCUAGAACAGCAAGUCCGAGAACGUAACCUAAAUCCAAAAGCGGCGUGCUUAAAGCGACGCGAGGAAGAGAAAGCUGAAGAGGCGCCCAAAUUACUAGCGGCGCCGUUACAACAUUACCAGCCUAUGCCGGGCUUGGGACAGCUGGGUGGUCAGCCGCCUACGGGAGGACCGCCGCAGCAAUAG
Parnassius apollo (apollo) is the source of this 2043-nucleotide messenger RNA. Lineage: Eukaryota; Metazoa; Arthropoda; Insecta; Lepidoptera; Papilionidae. The record is from the annotation of a GenBank genome assembly.